AUGGGCACAACUGCUAUAGAUUCCGAUUUCGAGAACGAUAUUCUAAAAAAUCCGGAAUUGUAUGGGUUAAGGAGGUCACAUAGACGAACCGCAGUACACCAUUAUACUUUCAAUGAUGAUGAUGAUGAUGAUGAUGAUGAUGUUACCAUAGGCAGAAGAAGAAGAAAGAAAACCACGGAUGUUGAGGACAGUAAUGACGAUAAUGAUUAUGACAAUGAAUCUGAUCUGUAUGAAGAUGAAGAUUUAAUGAAUGAAGAUGAAGAAGAUGUAAAUGAAGAUGAUUUUAUAGUGGAUGACGAUGAUAUAGACUAUUAUGAAACAAACACAAGAAAGAAGAACAGAAAAAAUGUGUCAGCCAAAAAGGCUAGAAACAAUAAAAAAGUCUCGAAUGAACAUAAAAUCAGUAAUGAAGAUAAAGAACUAAAGAGGCUUCCAACCAGAUUUUCAGCGCGUAAUAAUAAUAAAACUGUCAACUAUAAUGUGGAUAUUUCUGAUGAUGAUGAUCUAUUAGAGUCUGAAUAUGAUAGCUUUGACGAAACCGGUGCAGAUGAUGAAAAUUUGGAUAGUGAUAAUUAUGAUAGAGAUCAAUCUAUGACACCAGCAUCACAAACACAAGAACUUCAUAGUAUUGACAUGGUGAUUGAUCAUAGAAUGAAACAGGGACAAUAUCACCCCGAUAAUAUAAUUCCAGAUCUGAAUCAAUGCAAGAAAUGGUAUGAAUUUUUGAUUAAAUGGGCUGAUCAAUCCCAUCUACAUAAUACAUGGGAAUCGUAUGAAUCUUUGGGCCCUAAAAUGCGUGGUUUGAAAAGAUUAGAUAAUUAUUGUAAACAGUAUAUCAUUCAGGAUAAAGAGAUUAGAAUGGAUCCCUAUUUGACUCGUGAAGAUCUAGAAUUAAUGGAUAUGGACCGUGAAAGACGUCUUGAUGAAUUUGAAGAGUAUUCAAUACCUGAGAGAAUUAUUAGUAGUCAAAGAGUUUCUACAGAUAAUGGCAAUAAUGAAUUACAAUAUUUAGUGAAAUGGCGGCGUUUGAAUUAUGAUGAAGCUACAUGGGAAAAUGCAAAUGAUAUUGUUAAAUUAAGCCCUGAAGAAGUUAAAAAUUUCCAACAAAGAUCUAAUUCUAAGAUAUUACCACAAUAUUCUAGUAAUUAUAAUAAUUCUAAUAGACCAAAAUUUGAAAAAUUGGAUUCACAGCCAUCAUAUAUAAAAGGUGGUGAAUUAAGAGACUUCCAACUAACAGGUAUUAAUUGGAUGGCAUUUUUGUGGUCAAAGAACGAUAAUGGUAUUCUUGCUGAUGAAAUGGGUUUGGGUAAAACUGUACAGACAGUCUCUUUUAUCAGUUGGCUGAUAUAUAGUAGAAGGCAAAAUGGUCCUCAUUUAAUUGUAGUACCCCUAUCUACUAUGCCUGCAUGGCAAGAAACUUUUGCUAAGUGGGCUCCAGACUUAAAUUGUAUUUGUUAUAUGGGUAAUCAAAAAUCAAGGGAAAUUAUAAGAGAUUAUGAAUUCUAUACUAACCCACAAGUAAAGGGAAAGAAAUUUAUUAAAUUUAAUGUAUUAAUGACCACAUACGAAUAUAUUUUAAAGGAUAGAGAACAACUGGGUUCCAUUAAAUGGCAAUACUUAGCUGUUGAUGAAGCACAUAGAUUAAAAAAUUCUGAAUCAUCAUUGUAUGAAUCGUUAAAUAGUUUUAAGGUGAAUAAUAGACUACUUAUCACAGGUACCCCUUUGCAAAAUAACAUUAAAGAAUUAGCAGCUUUAAUUAAUUUCUUGAUGCCUGGUAGAUUUACUAUUGAUCAAGAAAUUGAUUUUGAAAAUCAAGAUAAGAAACAAGAAGAAUAUAUUAGAGAUUUACAUACAAGACUUCAACCAUUCAUUUUACGUAGAUUAAAAAAAGAUGUUGAAAAAUCCUUACCAUCUAAAACAGAACGUAUUCUACGUGUUGAAUUAUCUGAUAUCCAAACUGAAUACUAUAAGAAUAUUCUUACAAAAAAUUACAGUGCAUUGACUGCUGGCGCUAAAGGUGGUCACUUCUCAUUACUGAAUAUCAUGAAUGAAUUGAAAAAAGCUUCUAAUCAUCCAUAUCUUUUUGACAAUGCUGAAGAACGUGUUCUAGAAAAAUUUGGUGGCGGUACUAUGUCUCGUGAAAAUAUUCUUAGAGGAUUAAUUAUGUCAUCAGGUAAAAUGGUUCUAUUAGAUCAGCUUUUAACGAGAUUAAAAAAAGAUGGACAUCGUGUAUUAAUCUUUUCUCAAAUGGUUAGAAUGUUGGAUAUAUUAGGUGACUAUCUUUCGAUUAAAGGCAUUAAUUUCCAAAGAUUAGAUGGUACAGUACCAUCAGCUCAAAGAAGAAUUGCAAUCGAUCAUUUUAAUGCACCCGGUUCCAAUGAUGAUGUGUUUUUAUUAUCCACAAGAGCUGGUGGGCUAGGCAUUAAUUUAAUGACUGCAGAUACAGUUAUUAUUUUUGAUUCUGAUUGGAAUCCACAAGCAGAUUUACAAGCUAUGGCUAGAGCACAUCGUAUUGGGCAAAAGAAUCAUGUGAUGGUGUAUAGAUUAGUUUCUAAAGAUACUGUUGAGGAAGAAGUAUUAGAAAGGGCUCGUAAAAAGAUGAUCCUGGAAUAUGCAAUUAUAUCGUUGGGUGUUACAGAUGGUAAGAAAUAUACUAAAAAAAAUGAACCAUCAGCAGGGGAAUUAUCAGAAAUUUUAAAAUUUGGUGCUGGAAACAUGUUUGCUGCCAAAGACAAUCAAAAGAAAUUAGAAGAUUUGAAUUUAGAUGAUGUUUUGAAUCAUGCAGAAGAUCAUGUAACCACGCCUGAUUUAGGUGAAUCUCAUCUGGGUGGUGAGGAGUUUUUAAAGCAAUUUGAGGUUACAGAUUAUAAAGCGGAUGUUGAUUGGGAUGAUAUUAUCCCUGAAGAAGAUUUGAAGAAAUUUCAGGAUGAAGAAAUUAGACGUAAGGAUGAGGAAUAUGUGAAAGAACAAUUAAAUAUGAUGAAUAGAAGAAACAAUGCAUUAAGAAGGAUAAAAAAUAGUGUUAAUGGAGAGAGUAAUACAGCUGAUGAUUCCGAUAUAUCAGGUUCAGAUGAUGAGAGAAGAUCAAGAUCAAGAAGAAGAGCCAGAGCUAAUGAUUUAAACGCUAUUGGUGACAAUGAGAUUCGUGCUUUGUAUAAAGCUGAUUUGAAAUAUGGUGACUUAUCAGAUCUUUUUGAAAGUCUUAUUGCUGAUGGCACUCUUCCUGUUAGAUCAAUUGACAAAUACCAAGAAAUUUACUCUGAAAUGCUAAGUGUAGCCCAGGAUGUUGUUUCCACUGAAGAAAAAAAACGUAAUACUAUUUUGGAGAAUUUGGAAAAAGAGGCUGCUGAAUAUCGCAAUAAGAUUAAAUCAGGUGAAAUUGAUAUUUCUAAACAAGAGAAAGACAAUCCCCUGUCUAGAUUAUCGUCCAAAAGAAGGGAAAAGAAAGUUGCGUUCUUCGAAUAUAUGGGUGUUAAGUCCCUUAAUGCCGAGACAUUUGUUAAUAGAGCACAAGAUUUAAAGACAUUAAAAGACUAUAUUAGUAAGCAUUUUAAAGAAGAUCCACUGAAAUUUACAUUAGAAAAUAAGAAACAUCCUAAACCUGUACAAAAUUGGAGUUGUAGUUGGAAUAAAGAGGAUGAUGAAAAAUUACUUGUUGGUGUUUAUAAGUAUGGAUAUGGUUCAUGGAGUCAAAUAAGAGAUGAUCCAUUCUUGGGAUUAUCCGAUAAGAUAUUCUUAAAUGAUUCUCAAAUUGUCGUGAAAAAUAAAACUAAAGAAACUGAGAAGCCGUUAGAUUCCAAAGAAUCCUCUGCAGUUCUCGUUAAAAGGGGUAAAGGUAUAACGGGGUCAUCCAAGAAGGUUCCUGGAGGUAUUCAUUUAGGUAGAAGAAUAGAUUAUUUAAUAACUCUCUUGAAAGAUUCUAUGAGUACAAACAACAUCAUUCCAUCUAAUGAUGAAUCUACUAAUACAUAUCACAACACUUCUCCUGUAGCUAAUAGUAGUAACACUACUUCUACAUCCAAUAGUAGCAACACUACAGGUAACACACCAACAGCUAUUACUACACCUACUACUAAUACUGCUACGGGUGCCUCCAGUACUGAUAUCAGUCCAAACACUAUUUCAAGUAUCACAACUUCAGCUUCUAAUAUAAAUACGAAUAAAGCCAAUAGUGAUUUACCAACCGGACCCAAGAGGAAACGAGCUAGAAAGUCGACAAAUAAGAAUAAAGAUGAUCAUGCUGAUGUAAAUACAUCGACGUCUCCAUCCAUUAAAAAAUUAAAACCAUUACCUAAGGGUCCAGCUUUAGCAAUGAAACAACAAUCUAGAUCUAAUUCAUCUACUUCAAUCAAUACCAUAUCUUCUAAUACAACCACUAACACCAAUAAUAUUGUCCAUGAAAAGGAAUAUGAUAGUAUGGAUGAAGAUGAUUGCCGUCAUACAAUGAGUGCAGUUAGAGUAUCAUUAAAAAGAUUAAGACGUGGUGGUAAAGGCCUAGACCGUAAAGAGUGGGCACAAAUAUUGAAAACUGAAUUAACAAAUAUCGGUAAUCAUAUAGAAAGUGAAAAGAAUAAAUCAUCUCAUGGAACAUCACCAGAUAAAUUCAAGAAACAUUUAUGGUCGUAUGCAUCCAAUUUCUGGCCUGCAUCUGUGAAAAGUUCUAAAUUGAUGGCAAUGUAUGAUAAAAUUCGUGCAGCUAAUAAAUAA
Molecule: messenger RNA, 4707 nt
Organism: Arxiozyma heterogenica
Lineage: Eukaryota; Fungi; Ascomycota; Saccharomycetes; Saccharomycetales; Saccharomycetaceae
Gene: CHD1
Product: chromatin-remodeling ATPase CHD1
Exons: 1
Coding region: 1-4707 (1568 amino acids)
Biological process (GO): nucleosome organization; regulation of transcription by RNA polymerase II
Cellular component (GO): chromatin; nucleus
Molecular function (GO): ATP hydrolysis activity; chromatin binding; histone binding
Source: RefSeq, a predicted model, not a curated record